Messenger RNA from Drosophila hydei, 1011 nucleotides. RefSeq names its product probable nuclear transport factor 2 (gene Ntf-2). The transcript has 4 exons. Gene Ontology annotation, cellular component: nuclear pore central transport channel. Lineage: Eukaryota; Metazoa; Arthropoda; Insecta; Diptera; Drosophilidae. Gene Ontology annotation, biological process: protein import into nucleus. The record is from RefSeq and is a predicted model, not a curated record. The coding region runs from base 137 to 529 and encodes 130 amino acids.
UUGGUCACACUUUCCCUGUGUCUUUUGCGUUUUCAGUGUCUCUCAAUUUCAUAAAGUCUAAAUCAAAAUAUUUGAUAGCCUACUUAGUUAGCUUCAAAUUAUAGACACUUCCAAUAAAUAAAUAAAUAUCGAUAAUAUGGCACUAAACCUACAGUACGAGGAUAUUGGCAAGGGUUUCGUUCAACAAUAUUAUGGCAUAUUUGACGACCCGGCGAACCGCGCCAAUGUGGUAAACUUUUACAGCGCAACGGAGUCCUUUAUGACUUUCGAAGGGCAUCAAAUCCAAGGAGCGCCAAAAAUACUUGAGAAAGUCCAGAGCCUGAGUUUCCAAAAGAUCACACGAGUAAUUACAACCGUUGACUCGCAGCCCACAUUUGAUGGCGGAGUUUUGAUAAAUGUGCUUGGCCGGCUACAGUGCGACGACGAUCCUCCACACGCUUUCUCUCAGGUGUUUGUGCUGAAAGCCAAUGCCGGUACCUUUUUUGUUGCUCAUGAUAUUUUCCGCCUUAAUAUACACAAUUCUGCCUAAGACAACACAACACCAACCACAACAACAAAAACAACACCAACAACAACAACGCCAACGCCACCACAGCCUAGAGCAAAAACAGCAGCCCAACACCCAAAGAUGCACUAGAGUUCGACGACAACCAACUUAAGACGACGUUGCAUAUUUUUCUCACGUCAAUAAAUCAUGAAAAAAGUCAUAUAAAAACAAAAACGAAACAAAAGAAAAAACAAACACAAUAAAAAUUUAAUUCUAACUACUUUAACAAUGUAUAAACGCGUCCAAGCUAUUUUUCAUGAUUUCCAUGUCAGCGACUAAUUGGUGCGCCUCUGUACGUUUGCAUGUGGCUCUCUGUGUGUGUGUGUGUGUGUGUGUGUGUGUGUGGGCGUGGGCGUGUGUUCAGUCUAAUUGUAAUCACCUUUAAUGCACAAUGCAGACUCAUAUACACUAAACAUAUGUAUAUUUUUUUUAUUGACAAAACAAAAAUUGCACACGAAAUUGUA